Globicephala melas (long-finned pilot whale) is the source of this 369-nucleotide messenger RNA. RefSeq names its product VCP nuclear cofactor family member 2 (gene VCF2). NCBI's taxonomy places the organism in Eukaryota, Metazoa, Chordata, Mammalia, Artiodactyla, Delphinidae. The record is from RefSeq and is a predicted model, not a curated record.
AUGCUUUUGGAAUUAAGAACACAGUCACUGGACAAUAAGCAGAAAAGAAGAAGGAAUCAUAAUAAAGAGGACAAUCACCAUUCUCCCCAGUCCAAAAGGAGUAAGAGACACCCUGUCUUUCAGGAGUCUCAGGAUGCAGAGUCUUCAAGCAGUGAUAAAGACAGGAGCAGCAGCAGUGUUAAUACCCCAGAGAGAGUAAUUGGACCAGAAAGCAGCUUAAACCAGAUCGUUGCUGAACCCAACAUGAGUACACCUCAAUCCUCAUAUGAGGAGUAUGUACUAUGCCAAGGUUCUUACUCCCACAUCAACCAGAUCUUAAGGGAGGAACACUUCAACAGCCUACAGCAGCAAGGACAAUCUCCAGCAUGA